CACCUGUAAAUUUCGCCCGCUAAAUGUAAGAGAAAUCCCCGAAGCAAAAGUAGUGGUUACCUGAAGUAACCUACCGGGUUGCCACUUUGCCACCCAAACUGUGCCGACACUUCCGGCCCUGAGAGUCUUCAUAAAGUAGUCUUACAUACUGCUUGAGCUCCGCCUGUGCUUUGUUAUGAUUGCUGUCGGGAGAUACCCUUCUAUCAACCAACAGAAGAGUGAUGAACCAAAGACGAUUCUGAUUCUUUCCCUGGGAUUAUCUGCUUUGACACGUGUGACAAUUAAUUGCUGGGCAUUGCUCUUUAUUGCAGUCACUGUUUCCCAUGUACUACCUAUAUAGUACCGACACAUUGAUCCUGUCAGGGUGACUGUCUUGUCUUCACAUUGUUGCUCGUACUACCUUGCCACUGAAUUGAUAUCUGCUGUACUCUCAUAAGUAUCCUCAUGUCCUCAUCAUAUUCCGUGCUCUGGCCCCGCUCUUCUAUGCUUUUCCUUCUUCUUCUUCUUCUAUUAUCUCCCUACUACACUGUUCCUAUUACAUUCUGCUGGGCUCCACUUGUGCUUAGCAACAACGUGGCAGUGGUGCAGACCAUUGAAACACACAUCAAUACGCUUGCCAGUGCCGACAGACACCCUCACAUCAUCUUCUUGAAUUUCCGACUACGAUCAAAGCGGUUGUGGCUGCAGAACUGGGAUAUAACCAAUAUAAAAAAUUGAAGGUGCGUGUGAGAGAAAAGCAGAGAGGUAAGUCGGCGUGGCUUGUACACCAUUACAAAGAUAUCGUAAAUUUUGCAAUGCAGAUACU
Molecule: messenger RNA, 805 nt
Organism: Xylona heveae TC161
Lineage: Eukaryota; Fungi; Ascomycota; Xylonomycetes; Xylonales; Xylonaceae
Exons: 1
Coding region: 445-717 (90 amino acids)
Source: RefSeq, a predicted model, not a curated record